This is a messenger RNA of Macrosteles quadrilineatus (aster leafhopper), 2265 nucleotides long. RefSeq names its product rab5 GDP/GTP exchange factor-like. Gene Ontology annotation, molecular function: zinc ion binding; small GTPase binding; guanyl-nucleotide exchange factor activity. Gene Ontology annotation, cellular component: cytosol; endocytic vesicle. The transcript has 14 exons. Bases 172 to 2190 code for a protein of 672 amino acids. The record is from RefSeq and is a predicted model, not a curated record. Lineage: Eukaryota; Metazoa; Arthropoda; Insecta; Hemiptera; Cicadellidae. Gene Ontology annotation, biological process: vesicle-mediated transport.
ACUGGUUGGUUAACUCAACUUAGAACCAACCAUUAGUUAAAACUUAGUGACCCAGGACACCUGGAUCCAGUUUAGAACCAGAAAACUCCUGACUGACUAUAGUGAUGUACGAUGUGUAAACAAUCAAAAUGUUCCGCUUAUCGAUUGCUUUGAUUACUUAGCGAGAGAAGAAUGUAUGCAAUUAAAAGUACUAAUAGGCCAGACCUAAAGUGUAAAAGUGGCUGUGAUUAUUAUGGUAAUGUGCAGUGGGAUGGUUACUGCUCAAAAUGUCACAGAGAACAGAUUCAACAGAAAAAACUGAAGUCUAGUAGUCUUCGGUUAGAAAGAGACCAUGGUGGUGAUAAAGCCCAAAAGUCUCCAAUUGCAGGGUUUUCUAAAUUUGAAGAGAAAAAACGCCAGCAGACAGACAAGAAGAAAACACUUCUUAAGUUAAAUGUGUUCAGAAAAUCAACUGCUUCUAAAGAAGGGCAGGCAGUGGAGACCAGUCAGGUGUACGGGCCGGCCUCAGCUGAGGUGGAGAGGCUGCGUCAGGAGCAUGCAGAACUACUCUCACUGGUCGGAAAGGCAGUGGAACAUGACGUACACAAGUGUGUCACUUCAUUGUACUCUAAGCUGAGCAGCGAGGCUGAAGACUUGUCCAUACCCAUCGACGACAUAUCUGAACGUACUCAGAACUUUUAUCAGGUCUUUGCAAAACGGAUGGAUGCUCAUUUGGUUUACCAGAAUGUGAAUCAGGAAACAAAAGAACAGUUGUUGGACUACCUGGAGAAAUAUGCCAUGACUUGUCUGUACAGAGUUCUCUUCUGUCCUCAAUCUACAGAUGACGAAGAAAAAGAUCUUCAGAUUCAAAAGAGGAUAAGACAGUUGAACUGGGUGAGUGCAGCUCAUGUUGAUUGUGGCAUCAAUGAGACUGACCCUGAAGUCCAGGAUCACGUCUAUACUGCUAUAACUGAACUGCUAGGUCUAGACUCCACCAAGGCACCACAGGACAAGUUAGCGUGUGUGGUCCGUUGUUGUCGCAACAUCUUCACUUUGCUGCAGACUGUCGGAGGUCCUGCAUCUGCUGAUGAGUUCCUACCAGCCCUCAUAUUGGUCGUACUCAAGACAAACCCUGCCAGACUCAAGAGCAACAUUAACUACAUCACUAGGUUCUGCAAUGCCAGUCGGCUCAUGAGUGGGGAAGGGGGAUAUUGCUUUACCAACUUGUGCUGUGCUGUGUCGUUUAUUGAGAACUUGACAGCUGAAAACCUAAACAUGGACAAAGAGGAGUUUGACCAGUAUAUGAGUGGACAAAUCAUAGCUCCAAGCACUUGGGAAACUGCUUUGAUCAUGUGUGAGGGCAAACACUUAAUGAAUGAACACAAAGCGAUUUUCAAGGAUCUUCAUCACAAAUCUGAUAUCUUUAUGGAAGAUAUUAAUCAGCUCAAAGAAGAAAUGCACAGUUUUGAAGAACUUGUAAAGAAACGAGUGAAUGGCAUGAUAGUGCAGUUCCCUCUAGAAGUUCGACCCAGGAAGGCAGUGUUGCGUCCUCUGUCUCUCAACUGUCUAGGAACUCCUGUAACCCUGGACCAGGAGGACCCUGCGAUCACACAACUACCACCUCCCAUCACACCUCAGGUAGUUUCCAAACCUGAGACAUUGGAGUCCCCAAUGAAAUUUUCAAUUCUUCUUUCCCCAAUAUCUCCAGAACCAAGGAUUGAUGUGACACCCGACACUACUCUCAAUACAAUCAACUACGACUUCGACCUCUCUGACUUGAGUGCAGACAACAGCACUGCUGAUGACAUAGAAGAGUUUCAACCAACUGGGUUACAUUCUGUGGAGACAGCUUCGCUACAAUCUCUUGACUUCUACACCUAUCACCCCACAGAGUUACCAGCCCCAACCUCCACCACUCACACGUCUGACACCAAGACUAGUGUGCCUAUUCAGUUACCAAUGAUGACCGCUAACUCAUCACUGCUGGACACUAGUGAGUCACCAUCCCAACCACACACACUCCCCUCUCCCCUCAAGCCAGUCCCUGCAUCUUCUGAAUACCAGGGAUUCUCUACCCAAGGCUGGCAAAUACCAAGCAUCCCUUGUGAGACUGGGGUGACUCCUGCUCCGGCACCACCCAAGUCAAAGUCUAAUGACAAGAUUGUCAAAGCCCUCAGUGGUGUCAUGGAUACGUUUGACAACCUUCUAUAACUAGACUGUGUAGUUGUUAUCUUACCAAAUAUAUUUAUUUGAUCUACAAGUUAACUAAGAUUUGUAGUAUUGCAA